UUCAGCAUACAAAAUUCCACACACUCGCAGCGCGUCGCAGAUACUUUUCGGCAAAGUUUUCCGCAGGAAAAGCCAGUGUAAAUAAUUUGAAAUCCCACGAUAAAUGGCCUACAGUUCCUCUUAGUAAUUAGAAGUUUGGUGUAAAUAAAUAUGAUGUUCGUUUAGCGUUAAAUUAGUGGAAAUUGAAUAAAACAGAAGGAAGAAUAGACGACAAACGUAAAUAAAAGACAGCCAGAACGAGAGGUGCAGAGUGACGAGCGGCAGACAGAGCGGGAGAGCAACGUGUCGAGCAACAAAUUAAUAAUAAAGAAAAAGAAACACAAAUUGAAUACAACAACAAAAGCCGAAGCAGCAGCGAUUCUGGAUUUCUAGAGGCAGCGGCACAUUCAAAAGAUGGGCUGUGGACAGAGUAAGAUACACUUGUAUCCCAGGAAAUCGAAGAGUAAAGCGAACGGCAAGAAAGGAGGGCAUGCUGACUCAGAUGCCGAAACGGACGAGGACGAAGGCCACAUCGAGGAUGCCGAGAAGGCACAACAACGCGACCGCGAGAAGCACGACGAGAGCGAGGAGCUAAGCAAUAAGGACAUCCAGGACAGCGACGAGGACGUGGCCGUCUCCCUGCUGCGUGCCAAGAACCUGUCGCUGCUCCAAAGCCAGGAAAUAUCAUCUAGCCAACAGAACUUCUUCCGGAUGCUGGACAAGAAGAUCGAUGAGGGUCCCGACUACGACUCGGCCAGCGAGACGGAGAUCGCUUUGGAAGAGGCCCGACUGAACGCCCUGCGCCAGCACUGGGAGUCCGCUAGCAUCACGGCCUCCAUCUGCUCCUCGGCCAGCCGCUCGCUGCAGACGACGCCCAUCCGCCAGGUGCAGGUGCCGCUAAAGCAGCCACCACGUGGCGCCGGCCUGCUGCUCCAGCCUUCCAGUGCGGCGGCGGUCACCGCCUCCUCCUCAACGAUAGUCACGCUGCCCACGACGGAGUAUCUACCUCAGCAUGUGUUGGCGGGGCGGCAGCAGCAGCUGCAGCAGCAGCAACAGGCAGCGGUGCUCUACCAACAGCAGCAGCAGCAGCAACAACUAAUCCUGCUGCCCCAGUUGGAUCCCAAUGUUGUCAACACGUCCACGGCGGCAGCAGCGGCCCAACUGGCCCAGUUGCAGCAGCAACAUCAGCAGCAGCAGCAGCAGCAGCAGCAGCAACAGCAGCAGCAACUCUACCAGCAGCAACAGCAAUAUCUGUUGUCCCUUCCCGCCGGAACCAAGCCGCAGAGCGUGAGUCCAAAGCGCCUGAUCUACGGCAGUACCGUCGCAGCUGGUCCGCCGGGCACUGGCCUACUACGGUGCCGCCCCCCCGAGCACUGCCCCCCGACGGCGACGGCCGCUCCCAACGCCCCCGAAACGUACGAACCGCCAACCGCUCCACACAGCCAAAGUCAGCAGCAACAGCCGCCGCCGCCUCCGCCGGGCGCCUACUACGGCGAGAUGAUGCACGGCGUACAGCCCGCUCCGGCGGCGGAGUACAAGUUCCCGCCGGCCAUCAGCGUGCAGCGAUUGGCGCCGCAGGUUCAGCGGCAGCUGCGCGAGACGCAGGAACUCAUAAAAGACUCGUGCCCGCAGCUGUAUGCGGCGGGCUAUGGCAGCCCAGGACCACCGAUACGCAAUCCCAGCAGGAACCCCACUAGAACUAGACCCACCCUGGAGACGCAGUUCUCGCAGGAACUCUCGUGAUAUCUAUAUAUGUAAACAGCCAGCAGACGGAGGAUGCAGCCACAUUCAGCCACACAGUUGCAAGACAAAACUGUAGCCAAAGAUGAAAACUAAAAUUAACCAAAACUAUAAACGAACCCCAUGACAAAAAAACCAAGGAAAAGCAACAAAAAAAAAAUAAGAAAAUCGAAGAAAUUCAAUUAAGAAAUUGUAAAACUGCACUCAAUGUUUCAGACCCUUCAGAACCCCCCAGGUGGGCAGAUCGAGCCCCUAUAUGCGUACUACUUACAACAAACAAGAUGAACAACUAAACUAAACCUAUGCGCAGCAACAAGUAAAGCAUUAAACUACAAAAAAUAUUCAAGAGGCAGCCAAAGAGAGUACGAGUAGAAUAGGGAUAUAGCGAGUUGGAUCAGAAAGCGCAAGGUACAUAGAUUUAGGAAUCGAGUAUAACGUUAUAAAGCGAUAUAUAUGCAAAUGCCACAAAGAGGAUACGGAGGAGGAGGAUGAGAAGGAUAGAGCCAAAACAAAGCAAACACAAAUCAUACAAAGUAAAUAAUAUAAAGUGUAACAAACAAAUGACUUUUACAUUCUCACGCAAUUUUGUUAGUCAUAAAUCUCAUGGUGUAAUUUUUUAACAAAUAUUUUCCGUCAAAUUCUCGAAAUGGUGUAACGUUGAAGAUGAUGAUGAGGAUGAUAAAAUGUUCGUUGGAUAUGCAAUUAACGGAUGAAGCUGUCUAGUAAUAUUUGUAUAAUUUAGUUCUAUUUAUUAUUAUGAUAAUUUUGGAUGUAUAAUAGUUUUUCUUAUAUGGAUAUAUAUAUAUAUAUAUUAAAAAUGGAAAAUAAAAGCAAAUCAAUUAAGUUUAAA
Molecule: messenger RNA, 2569 nt
Organism: Drosophila elegans
Lineage: Eukaryota; Metazoa; Arthropoda; Insecta; Diptera; Drosophilidae
Gene: tow
Exons: 7
Coding region: 394-1722 (442 amino acids)
Source: RefSeq, a predicted model, not a curated record